UUAAUUUUGGACAAGGGGAAUAAGGAAACAAAUGAUCCGAGUUUGGAGAGAGCUUUUUGCCAAAUCUAGGGUUCUUAUUUUUAGUUUACCCCCAUAAUCAUACCAACAAUGUGGAGAUCGAGAAACAUAGCGACAUUGUUUGUGGUGGUGAUAUUAGGGUUAGCUUCAACACCAAUAAUCGUAAAGGGGAUGAGAUUCGAUUUGAAAACAGGAGCCACGAAAUGCAUAACGGAGGACAUCAAAAUCAAUGCAAUGACCGUCGGCAAGUAUAGCGUCGUCAAGCGUGUCCAAGGUUUCUCUUUGCCUGAAUCGGAUCGCGUCACUGUCAGGGUAACUUCACCGCUUGGGAACAAUUAUCACUAUGCAGAUCGAAGAGAUUCUGGUAAUUUUGCAUUCACUGCUGGUGAGGCUGGUGAUUACAUGGCCUGUUUCUGGGCUGCUAAACAAUCUCCACAGAAGACACUGUCAAUUGAUUUCGAGUGGAAGUCAGGCCUGGCUGCAAAAGACUGGUCUAAAGUCGCUAAAAAAGGCCAGGUUGAAAUGAUGGAACUUGAGUUGAAGAAAUUGUAUGAUUCAGUCACCACUGUCCACGAGGAGAUGUACAAUCUUCGAGAGAGGGAGGAAACGAUGCAACAUCUAAUACGAUCAACUAAUUCCAAGAUGGCAACUUUCAGCUUUUGCUCCCUUGUUGUUUGCUUAUCAGUUGCUGCCCUUCAGCUAUGGCAUUUGAAGUCAUUUUUUCAGAGGAAGAAGCUCAUUUAAUUUACUUACUUCUUCCUCCCUUUUUUUCUUAUCAUAUCAUACAUUAUAUUCAUUUACUUUUCUUCUUCUUUUAUAAUGUUUAAUUUACAAAACCGUGAUACCAGCUCUCCAAAUUCAGAAACCUCUGUAAAUUAUCACAAACUGAAAUUUUUCACAUCUAUGAUUCAUUCCUUCGUACA
This is a messenger RNA of Lactuca sativa (garden lettuce), 941 nucleotides long. RefSeq names its product transmembrane emp24 domain-containing protein p24delta9. The record is from RefSeq and is a predicted model, not a curated record. Lineage: Eukaryota; Viridiplantae; Streptophyta; Magnoliopsida; Asterales; Asteraceae.